AUGGCUGAAUCAUCGGAUACGCCACCAAAUAAUCUUAAUAAUAAUAAUUCCAGUCUUAUAACGACAAUUCAUCCAGCUGCAAAAUUAGGUGGUCGCGGUACACCACGUCGUAAAACACGUCGUUCAAAUUAUAAUAUUCAUUCAACACUUGUUGCAGCACGUACUUUAGAAAAUAAAUUGAAACCAUUUCGUACACAAUUUCAGUUAUUUGAUCAGCAAGAUUUAUGUGAUGUUACUAUUUUAUAUGAAGAUGGUCAUGCGGAUCUACAAAAACAAGUACAUGUUCAUUCAACACGAUCAAUGAGUAUACAUGAAGUUGAUUCAUCUGAAGCAGGUACACAAACAUUUCAUAUUGAUGAUCUUGAUACAGUCACUAGUACACAUUUCUUUGGUAAUAUUGAAAAUUUUCAACAUGAAUUAAAUAUACAAUCAACAACAUCAACACCAUCAACACCAUCAAUACCAACAACACCAACAACACCAACAACACCAACACCAACAAGUUCAACAAAUUAUUUUAAUGAUUUACAACAACGUCAAUUUUAUUCUCAACCAUCUCCUUAUUAUAUGCAUGCUAAUGCUUAUCAAUCAAAUCCAUAUAUGUUCAAUUCUUUCGAUGCGUAUUGUCAAAAUAUACGUCAAGUUUAUGGUGGUGCUAAUGAACAAUCAGAUGAUAGUGAAGAAGAAAAAGAAGACGAAGACGAAGAAGAACAAGAACAAAAUCCAGCAACAGCAUCAAAAUCUAAACGAAGAAAACGGCGACGUAAACAUGCGAAAUCAAUAUCUGAACAACCACCAACAUCAAUUAUUCCUCAACAAGAAAAACAAGGAGAUAUAGAAGGCGAAGACGAAGACGAAGAAGAAGAGACUAAUGUUGAAAAAUCAGUUGAACAUCUUGAGAAUGAUGAUAUUACAACGCCAAAAACUAAACGUAGACGACGACGAGUACGAAAAUCAAAAAAAUCUCUUCCAACAUCUUCAUUAACCGGUGACCAAGCAGAAUCUUCUAUUAUUAUUCAACAAUCUAAUGCAAAUCCACUAAUAUCAUUAAUCGAUGACAAUAAUACUGAAAUGAUCUCGUCAUCUUCAAUACCAUCAACGACUAUGCCACGUGCUUCAUCCUCUGACGUUCAAGGAAAACAACAAGAACUAUUCUCAACGAAGAGCGGCAUGCCUGAGAAUAGUAAUUUAUUUAAUAUAAAUGCUACGAACGUACUAAAGAACGAUGAACAGGAAAACAAAGAAAAAGAAAAAGAAACACAACCAGGAAAUUUUUUACAAAGAACUGCGAACAUUUCUGCCGAUGAUAGUACUUUAACUACUCUUAUUCAUGCUACAUCUGUUAUCAAUGAUGUUGAUAAAACAGAAGAUGAAAGUAAGAAAAUCACACAGCCUAUCAUUAGCGAUGCAACUACAAAUUUAAGAAAGAUUUCUGUACCAGUGAUUACUAUCAAUGAGUGUGCUGACAAUGAUGAUGAUGAAAUAUCAGAUCAAGAUGUUCCAGAAGAAAAUCAAAGCAAUACAGACAACGUUAGCAUUUCAUCUAAUAUAAAACAGUUAUCUGAACAGCAAACAAUACCAGAUGAUAUUCAAGUAAAUAUAUUUUUUCCACUCUAUUCUAAUAUUUGA
Molecule: messenger RNA, 1629 nt
Organism: Adineta steineri
Lineage: Eukaryota; Metazoa; Rotifera; Eurotatoria; Adinetida; Adinetidae
Source: the annotation of a GenBank genome assembly